AUGCACAUAAACGAGCUGUUAGAGCGCGUUCGUACUUUACGAUCAGAUCGAGAGGCUUCAUCAAAGCACGGCAUCGCGUAUUUGGUGACAAAGCAUGGCCUCGUUCAUUUGUAUGAUAUGGAAUCGGGUUCUCGUAUUUAUUCGAAUCGUAUUUCUACGGAUACCGUUUUCGUGACAUGCGAAUACCAAGCUACUGGUGGAAUUAUGGGCAUCAAUCGCAAAGGCAGGUCAGUGCUCUCGGUGUCGAUCGAUGAGAACAACAUGAUUCCUUUCGUCACACAGCAGCUGCAAAAUCCAGAUCUAGCCCUUCGACUUGCUGUCCGUUGUGAUUUACCAGGUGCGGAGGAGCUGUUUGUGCGCAAAUUCAACUUGCUUUUCGGUAACGGGCAGUUUGCUGAAGCUGCAAAAGUUGCGGCCACCGCUCCACAGGGUAUUCUUCGCACGCCUCAAACUAUCCAGAAAUUCCAACAAUGUCCUGCCAAUCCUGGUGGUGGUGCUUCACCAUUGCUCCAGUAUUUUGGUAUUCUGCUGGAUCAGGGCAAACUUAACAAAUAUGAGACACUCGAGCUGUGCCGUCCGGUUCUUGCUCAAGGACGCAAAGAAUUGCUGAACAAAUGGCUCAACGAUCAAAAGUUGGAGUGCUGUGAAGAGUUAGGAGACUUAGUUCGCCCUCAUGACCCUACGGUAGCGUUGUCGAUUUAUCUCCGUGGCAAUGUUCCGCAUAAGGUGGUUCAAUGCUUCGCGGAAACUGGCCAGUUCGACAAAAUUAUUCUCUACGCGAAGCGUGUGGGCUUCGAACCUGACUAUUUGUUCCAGCUCAGACAGAUUUUGCGUUCUGGAAACCAGGAAGCGGGCGCUAAAUUUGCUCAAAUGAUGGUCAUGGAGGGCGAGAAUGGAGAGCCUUUGGCGGAUUUGAAUCAGAUCAUCGAUUGCUUCAUGGAAGUGCAAGCUGUGCAGCCUUGUACUCAAUUCUUGUUGGAAGUGCUCAAAAAUGACAAGCCGGAAGAAGGUCAUCUGCAAACUCGCCUGCUCGAAAUGAAUCUCCUUGCAGCUCCGCAAGUGGCUGACGCUAUCCUAGGAAACAAGAUGUUUAGUCACUACGAUAGGCCACAGAUUGGACAGCUUUGCGAGAAAGCGGGAUUGCUUCAACGCGCCUUGGAACACUUCACAGAUCUGUACGAUAUUAAGCGCACUGUUGUGCACACAACACACUUCAAACCAGAUUGGCUGGUCAACUACUUUGGCUCAUUGUCGGUGGACGACUCUCUUGAGUGCCUGAAAGCGAUGCUCACGCAAAAUAUUCGUCAAAAUCUACAGGUUGUGGUUCAAAUUGCAUCCAAAUAUCAUGAGCAAUUGGGUACCGAGAAGCUCAUUGAUAUGUUCGAGACUCACAAGAGCUACGAAGGAUUGUUCUAUUUCCUUGGAUCGAUUGUGAACUUCAGCCAGGAUCCUGAAGUGCACUUCAAGUAUAUCCAGGCUGCAACCCGUACUGGUCAAAUAAAGGAAGUAGAGCGUAUUUGCCGCGAGUCGAACUGCUACGACGCAGAGCGUGUUAAGAACUUCCUCAAAGAGGCUAAGCUUGCCGAUCAGCUGCCCCUAAUUAUCGUCUGUGAUCGCCAUGAUAUGGUUCAUGAUCUCGUCCUGUAUUUAUAUAGGAACCAGCUUCAGAAAUACAUCGAGGUUUUCGUGCAAAAGGUCAACUCUGCUCGCCUUCCGAUUGUCGUAGGAGGUUUGCUUGAUGUUGAUUGUUCCGAAGAUGCUAUUAAGCAGCUGAUCCUCAAUACUCGUGGAAAAUUCGACAUUGACGAAUUGGUAGCAGAAGUUGAGAAGAGGAACAGGCUCAAGCUCCUUUCUCAUUGGCUGGAGUCCCGCGUGCAGGAUGGUGCUACAGACGCAGCCACUCAUAAUGCAAUGGCCAAGAUUUACAUCGAUGCUAACAACAAUCCUGAUCGAUUCCUCAGAGAGAACCCUUACUAUGAUAGCCGUGUGGUUGGAAAAUACUGUGAAAAACGUGAUCCUCAUUUUGCUUUCUUGGCAUAUGAACGUGGCCAGUGUGAUGCCGAGUUGAUUGCGGUCUGUAAUGAGAAUUCCUUGUUCAAAAAUCUGGCGCGUUACCUUGUCCGUCGCCGCGAUUAUGGACUAUGGGAGCAAGUGCUCAAUGAGGAAAAUCAGUACAGAAGACAACUUAUUGAUCAGGUCGUACAAACUGCCCUUUCUGAAACCCAAGACCCUGAAGACAUAUCAGCAACAGUGAAAGCUUUCAUGGCAGCCGAUCUGCCGAAUGAGCUCAUCGAACUGCUUGAAAAGAUUGUUCUUGACAACUCGGCCUUCUCAGAGCAUCGCAAUCUGCAGAACUUGCUUAUUCUCACUGCAAUGAGGGCCGAUCGCUCAAGAGUAAUGGAGUACAUCCAAAAACUCGACAACUAUGAUGCUCCAGAUAUCGCCAAUAUUGCAAUCUCUAGUGAGCUUUAUGAAGAGGCGUUUGCCAUCUUCAAGAAGUUCGACGUCAACAACAGCGCCAUCAAUGUGUUGAUUGACAAUGUAGCGAAUCUCGACCGUGCCUACGAGUUCGCCGAGAAGUGCAACCAAUCAGACGUGUGGGCAAGUCUUGCCAAGGCUCAGUUGAGGCAAGACAUGGUCAAAGAAGCAGUUGACUCGUUCAUUAGGGCUGAUGAUCCAGGAGCCUACAUGGAAGUUGUUAGCAAGUGUACUCAAACUGAACAUUGGGAGGAUCUCGUGCGGUUCCUUCAAAUGGCCCGCAAGAAGUCUCGCGAGUCGUACAUCGAGACUGAGUUGGUCUAUGCAUUGGCCAAAACUGGUCGUCUCACUGAGUUGGAGGAAUUUAUCUCUGGACCAAAUCAUGCGCAAAUCGGCCUGAUUGGCGAUCGAUGCUUUGACAAUGGCAUGUACGAAGCGGCGAAAAUUCUUUUCAACAACAUUUCCAACUUUGCCAAGCUCUCAGUCACCCUUGUUCGCCUGGGAGAGUACCAAGGAGCGGUCGAUGCCGCUCGAAAGGCUAACAGCACCAAGACAUGGAAGCAGGUGUGCUUUGCCUGCGUUGAGAACGGGGAAUUCCGUUUGGCUCAGAUGUGCGGUUUGCACAUUGUUGUUCACGCAGAUGAGCUGGAGGAACUCAACAACUUCUACCAAGAUCGCGGACAUUUCGAGGAACUAAUUGGUCUUCUCGAAGCAGCACUCGGUUUGGAACGAGCCCAUAUGGGUAUGUUCACGGAGCUGGCUAUCUUAUACAGUAAAUAUAAGCCGGAGAAGAUGCGAGAGCAUUUGGAAUUGUUCUGGAGUCGCGUGAACAUCCCGAAAGUGUUGCGUGCCGCUGAACAUGCUCAUUUGUGGGCCGAAUUGGUAUUCCUGUAUGAUAAGUAUGAAGAAUUUGACAACGCAGCAUUGACAAUGAUGCAACAUCCGACAGAAUCGUGGAGGGAGCAGCAUUUCAAGGAAGUUAUUGCUAAGGUAGCAAAUGUCGAGUUGUACUAUAAGGCGAUGCAAUUCUACUUGGAUUACAAGCCGUUGCUCAUCAAUGACCUUUUGGCAGUACUUUCUCCACGACUUGAUCAUUCUCGAACUGUUCAGUUCUUCUCGAAGCUGAAGCAUAUUCCACUCAUCAAGCCAUAUCUGAAGCAGGAAGAUCACGCGGGUCUGCGCGCCUCAAUUGAUUCGCAUGACAACUUUGAUAACAUUUCCUUGGCGCAACAACUGGAGAAUCACCCACUUGUCGAAUUCAGACGAAUUUCUGCCUAUCUUUUCAAAGGCAACAACCGAUGGAAACAGUCGAUCGAGUUGUGUAAGAAGGACAAAUUAUACAAGGUAACGCUCAGCAGAUUCGCUGAUUGGUCUUUAGGGGACGCGGUCAACCUCGUGUUCGCUAUAUGCGCAUUUGUGAUCAUUCAGGAUGCGAUGGAGUACGCAGCUGAGUCGAGAUCGAGCGAGUUGGCUGAGGAAUUGAUUGCGUUCUUCCUCGAGGAACGUCUCUAUGAAUGCUUUGCUGCUGCUCUCUACCACUGUUAUGACCUUCUUCAUCCUCAUGUGAUCCUUGAGUUGGCAUGGAAGAACAAGAUCACCGACUAUGCUAUGCCUUACAUGGUCCAGGUCUUCCGCGACUUCCAGAUCCGUUUGGAACGCCUAGAACGUGCUGAAGCUGAACGAAAGGAUGAGCAGCGAGAACAGCAACAACAAAACGGCAUGACAAUGGAACCGCAAUUAAUGCUGACCUAUGGCGGUGCGCCGAUGCCUCCGAUGGCUUUCGCUCCUCCACAAAACCCCUACGUGCAGCCACAAUACGUCCCACAGCCACCGCAUCCAGGUGUUCCUGGUCCUUUCAUGUAG
Messenger RNA from Cooperia oncophora, 4341 nucleotides. Lineage: Eukaryota; Metazoa; Nematoda; Chromadorea; Rhabditida; Trichostrongylidae. The record is from the annotation of a GenBank genome assembly.